Trifolium pratense (red clover) is the source of this 999-nucleotide messenger RNA. RefSeq lists its product as uncharacterized. The record is from RefSeq and is a predicted model, not a curated record. NCBI's taxonomy places the organism in Eukaryota, Viridiplantae, Streptophyta, Magnoliopsida, Fabales, Fabaceae. The transcript has 3 exons. The coding region runs from base 251 to 577 and encodes 108 amino acids.
UUGAAACUUUCUCUUCAAUUGAACCACGGGCUGUAAAGAAACUUAGCUAAUUAAGUUUACUUUGAUUAUAGCCACAAACUUUUUUUCCAUUACCUAAAUACUCCGUGAAUAUAUUGAAAAAUCUUGUUCUCAAAUGGCUAUAUACAUAUGAUAUUAAUCUAUGUAAAAGACAUUGCAAUUGUAAUGGGAUUUAAUUGCUACUCAUCAAGUCAUUUACUCUAUAGAUCAUAUCUUGGUUUAAUUCUAAAUCAUGGCAAAAACCUCUUGCCCCAUUGAAUUGGAGCCAAGGACCUUGAAUGAAGUGGAGCUAUCCCAAGCUAGGGAACUAGCUGCAGAGGUGGUACAAAAGUUGGAACCAAAUGAAGCAUCAGCUCUUUUUGUUGAGGGGAUUAUUAUGCAUCCAAUAAAGGAGGAGGCUACAAUUAUUGAUGAAAAUGAAAGCCAUAUUGAGAAAUUAAUUGAUAUCACAAAGAAGGAAGAGACUAUCACUCAUGAGGAAGUUUGCCAAUGUCAAUGCUCUAUUGAAAGCCAAAGUUAUACUAUUACCCUAAAAGAGCCUCUUUCUGCACCAUUUUGAAUUUAUGUGCUGCUCAUGGAAUUUUAUGUCAUAUGCCAAUAAAACUCUCCCUUUUUAUUUUGUUGCUAAUAUUGCAACUUGCUAAUAAAAUAACUAUAGCUCAAAAAAAAAAAAAAAAACUAUAGCUCUGAUUGUACCAUUGGAAUUUUUUUUGUAUUUUUUUUUCUAUUGGUUUUUUUUCCCAUCAUUACUGGAUGAAAAACUUUAAUUUGAAGACUUUCUCAAUUCUAUAUUUCACACAUCUUCAAUCAAUAUUUUUGAAGCAAACUAAGAGUCUACUAUAAUAGAUAAAUAGUUGUGACACGGCAAUGUCAUGAUUUUAUGUAAUUUUUUUAUAAAUUUAUAUUAAUUUUGCAUCGUAACAGCCACAAUGUAAAUAAUGUGCAUCGCAACAACAAUAAGUCAAUAACAAUUGAGUUUAA